AUGAGUGAAUCCACAAUUUCAGAUUUAUUAUCCGAUACAACUUCAAGACCAAAUUAUUCGGGAUGCAUCAAUUUAACACCUUUUGGUGAAUUCCUGGUAUGGACCGCUGAAGCUGCCAUCUGGCUUCGUCGUACCUAUAGAAUCAUUGGUCGUGCUUCAUUUCAAAUGGACUCUUAUCGAUUACCAAUUCGAUUAAGUUUUGAAGAGGUUGCUUUAUUACUCGCCAAAGGUUUCAUCAACGGUCUUUUAUGCAGUAGACCAGUACUUUCUGUUGCUAAACCAUCACAGGAAACUAUUCAAGAAUAUAACAAUGCUCUGUUGAAGAAUGCAGAAGAAAUGAUUGGUAUAUUUCAAACUCAGAGAAGAUUAAAAUUGGUUGGUCAUUAUGGACAAUUAUUGAACGGUUUGAAUGUACGUCAACGGCGUAAACUGAAGGCUAACUUAGGUGCUUCAGAAUCAGAAGGUACAAUAAACAACUGUACAAAUACAAAAGAAGUGAAUGAAUCAAAUAUAUCUUUGAAGACAUGUGUUCGAAAAAGACGUUAUGAGCGACGUUUAUUACAAAAACGGUUAAAGAAACAAAUGCAUACAACUGAUUUUUGUUAUCGUACUGAGUACAGUGAUAAUGACGAUGAGUACAAUUCAGAUCUAAGUGAUCAAAACUCUCCUGAUAUGCCUGAUUCACCUAUGACUUUGGAUGAUUUAAUAUCUGAGCGUACUGCACAUCAAUAUGCAUCGAAGUUGUCUAUGAUAUCAAAUGAGAAAAUUGAAGAAUCCUUACCCUACAUUCCACAACAUAUGCCUCGUCCUACUCCUAUUGAAUGGCGAUGUCCUGGUGAAUAUCUGUUUUUUAGUUUACCACAUAAUACACUAACCAAAGGUCUUUAUUCAAUUGUUCUUUGGUUAACUGACCUAAUUCAGAAACAAUGUAAAUCAAUUGAUGCUUCCAAACAAAAUAGUUUUAUUGCACAAGAUCAAUUUAUGCAACGCUUACAGUGUUGCUUUGUAUAUAUGGAUUUAUGGGAGAAAGGCUAUUAUAUUAGUACUUCCACUGCUAAAAUGGGUGGAGACUUACUUGUUUAUCAAGGUGAUCCAUUUUUAUACCAUGGCAGUCAUAUUGUUACACUUUGUCAUCCAACAGACACAUUCCCCAACCCACAAUUACUGGCUAAGUUGCGCAUUGCAAAUGGUUUAAAGAAAAAACUAGUUCUAGCUACACUUCGUACUGCAGAAGAGUUUAACAAGGAUUUUAUGCAGCGAGUUAACAAAAUGAAUAACUAUGACAAAAAAAGCACCGAUGUUGUUCCUGAUACCAGUACUAUUAGAUCAUCACAUGAAACAGUCCAUGAUGAGUAUUAUGAAAAAAUAUCCGAACAGUUGAAUGAAAUUGUCCCUGAAGUCAACAUCGAUAGUAAGAAAAAUUAUAACACCAGCAACAGUUCUGAUGUAAUCUAUUUAUCUUUACAGUAUAUGUCAACUCACUCUAAUAAUCCAGUUUUUCCAAAAUUAAUAUCACACCAACCAAAACCAUAG
Molecule: messenger RNA, 1533 nt
Organism: Heterobilharzia americana
Lineage: Eukaryota; Metazoa; Platyhelminthes; Trematoda; Strigeidida; Schistosomatidae
Source: the annotation of a GenBank genome assembly